AUGAAGUUUCCUCCGGCGCCCACAGCAGCAGUGGUUUGCACUCAGGCCCCUCCGGCGAAGACCAGCAGUGACCUGUUGUUGCACAUCGCUAGAGCCAGGCGCGGCAUUGCGGCUUUCGUGCUCUGCUGUCUGGCGGGCUUGCCGCCGCCAAGCAGUGCCGGCGCAGUCUCCACCAACUUCCCACUGAGAUUUGGCGAGAGAGAGGCACCUUCAGCAAUCUGUGGGGAGGCAGGGCAGGUGAUGGCGAUAGUAGCACCAGGGCGACGGCAUCCCCAUCAAACUGAAGCCAUCGAAGCAACAGACGUCGCAUGCGACGGAGCUUGUUUCGGUACCAGCUAUGAUCUGGACUCCUAUAGCACCCGGUAG
This is a messenger RNA of Symbiodinium natans, 366 nucleotides long. Lineage: Eukaryota; Dinophyceae; Suessiales; Symbiodiniaceae. The record is from the annotation of a GenBank genome assembly.